Molecule: messenger RNA, 1050 nt
Organism: Lichtheimia ornata
Lineage: Eukaryota; Fungi; Mucoromycota; Mucoromycetes; Mucorales; Lichtheimiaceae
Exons: 3
Coding region: 1-1050 (349 amino acids)
Biological process (GO): G protein-coupled receptor signaling pathway
Cellular component (GO): heterotrimeric G-protein complex; cytoplasm
Molecular function (GO): signaling receptor complex adaptor activity; protein binding
Source: RefSeq, a predicted model, not a curated record
AUGCAGGAGCACGAAAGCGACAUUGCCGAACGCAUUGCAGCAGCAAGGCGAGAAGCCGAGGCACUCAAGGAUCGAAUCAAGCUACGUAAAGAGGCACUUGCAGAUGCGACAUUGCAGGGAAUGGCUAAAGAGGUAGUGGAGAAUCUACCACGAUGCAACAUGAAGGCGAAACGUACAUUACGAGGACACCUUGCCAAAGUGUAUGCUGUUGGAUGGAGUAGCGACCGACGGCAUGUUGUAUCAGCAGCCCAGGAUGGCAAAUUGAUUAUGUGGGAUGCAUACUCUGGACACAAGACCAAUGCGAUAGUGUUACGAUCUUCCUGGGUGAUGGCGUGUACGUAUUCUCCUUCGAGUGAUCUUGUUGCAAGUGGUGGUCUUGAUAAUGUAUGCUCGAUUCAUCAUGCUCGUGAUCGUGAUGCUCGUCCCAUCCGAGAAUUGGCGGGUCAUACGGGAUUUCUCAGCUGCUGUUGUUUCAUUGAUGAUCGUCACCUUAUCACUGCCUCCGGAGACAAGACUUUGAUGCUUUGGGAUGUGGAUGCUGGUGUAUGCCUGGAAGAAUAUAGAGAUCAUUCGAGCGGUGUUAUGAGCGUGUCAAUCCAUCCGAGUAAUAAUCAAAUGUUUGUGAGUGGAUCAUGUGACGCUACUGCCAAGGUGUGGGAUAGACGAACUCCCAAGAGAAGUAUCCAAACCUUUGUUGGCCAUGAAGGAGAUAUCAAUGCUGUACAAUUCUUUCCUGGUGGUGAUGCCUUUGCAACUGGCUCUGACGAUGCAACAUGUGCUUUAUAUGACAUACGAGCGGAUGCACAGCUGGCUUCUUUCCAAGAUGGAUCUAUCAAGGAUGGCAUUACUUCGAUUGACUUUUCCGUUUCAGGAAGGCUUUUAUUCAGUGGAUGCAAUGACUUUAAUUGCCAUGUAUGGGAUAUUCUCAAGGGCGAGCGCAUUGGCAUAUUGAAUGGUCACGAAAAUAGAAUAUCGUGUUUAAAAGUGGCACCAGAUGGAAUGGCGUUAUGCACCGGUAGUUGGGAUGCGACUAUGCGUAUCUGGGCAUGA